AUGGAAGGAAAAGACGAAGCUCGGGACUACAUUGACUAUGAAGAAGUAGGCGCUCCGUCGCAUGUGCGGCAUACAAAUCGACCUAGCAAACUCACUGUCUCAGUGGCAAUUCUAUUUGUGUUCGCUGCUGUUGCCAAUUUGAGUGUCUGGAUUUGGGUCACUCGCAGUCCUCGAAAUGCGCUGGAUGAAGAGUGGAAUCACUGCGGACGGUCAAGCACAGAAGCUAUGAGACGCGGAUGUGUCAUGGAGCCUUUAUUCUAUGGCUGGAUGCCCAGGCAGUGCGUAUAUCAGGAGCUCACCGACCGUUAUCCCGUGUUUGAGGAUAGAAAAUGGUAUCUUGAACAGGAUAUGAUUAAUGAGGUUGACGCGGCAGCACUCUGGCGCGGUGACAACGUCAAAGUCUACACGCAUAUUUACCACGGAGAGCAUUGUAUGUUUCAAUGGCGAAAGAUUAUGUUUGCCAUGGAAAACCAGGAGCGGUACAUCGACAACAAAACAAUCAGUGUUCAUCACUCCAAGCACUGCGCAGACCAGAUUACGGAGGGGCAUAUCGAAGGAGAUGACGCAGUUAAUGAAGUGGAGCUUGGCUUCUAUCGAUGUAGAAAUGCUCUCUGGGCGAGCUAA
This is a messenger RNA of Trichoderma asperellum CBS 433.97, 624 nucleotides long. RefSeq lists its product as uncharacterized. Lineage: Eukaryota; Fungi; Ascomycota; Sordariomycetes; Hypocreales; Hypocreaceae. The record is from RefSeq and is a predicted model, not a curated record.